UAAGGGACUUGCCGUGGAUAUCAAGUUAGAAUCAGUCUUAUUUCUAUUUUAUAUAUAACGAUGUAUUUUCGUGGAUUUAUACUUUGCCUAUGGACUUUAGCAGUAAGUGCUCUUCACACAAGAGAAGUAUUCAGCGAUGAUCAAGUGGGUACCAGCCCCGUCAUACAACAACUAGUUGGGCGCAUGAGCGUUCUAGAAUCACGAGACCGGAAGCAGCAACAAAAAAUCGACCUGCUGGAAGAGGAAAUAGUUCAACUUAAGAAAAAUGAGGCUGAAAAAGAUAAGCUGAUACUUGAACUCACGACUUCAGCCCAGAAAUACGAGACAGAAACCAGAGAUAAUGUUUUAAGGAAGCGAGAGUUUAGCAACGAGAUAACCGUUGCAUUUUUUGCCGGGCUAACGCACUCGAUUCAACAUGCGGGCGAAAAUCAGAAUGUCGUUUUUGACCAUGUAGAGACCAAUGAAGGUAACGGAUAUAAUCCUCAUCAUGGCGUCUUUUCUGCUCCAGUGGCGGGAAUUUAUGUGUUCACCACGUCAAUUAUGACGAUAUCUGGUCGUAAAAUAUGUGAAGUUGUUGUGAAUGGAGUUCGUAAGGCACAAGUGUAUACACACGGAGACGGUCAUUAUGAUCACGGCGCACAGACAGUGAUUGUCAACCUUAAGAAAGGUGAUGAUGUUGCUAUACAAAUAGUUGAACAUAACCUUGAUAAUACAAUACAUGGAGAAUCUCCACCGUACACGACGUUUUCCGGUUUUCUCCUACAGCAAGACUUCUCUGGUCCCAUCGUCGGCAAAUAAUGUUUCAAAGAUUAUAUCUAUAAAAAGAUAAUAAAGCUCAAAACUUAAA
Ruditapes philippinarum (Manila clam) is the source of this 847-nucleotide messenger RNA. Its product is annotated as complement C1q-like protein 3. Gene Ontology annotation, molecular function: protein binding. Lineage: Eukaryota; Metazoa; Mollusca; Bivalvia; Venerida; Veneridae. The coding region runs from base 61 to 798 and encodes 245 amino acids. The transcript is spliced from 3 exons. The record is from RefSeq and is a predicted model, not a curated record.